Ictidomys tridecemlineatus (thirteen-lined ground squirrel) is the source of this 6095-nucleotide messenger RNA. It is a transcript of the gene Tmem164, whose product is annotated as transmembrane protein 164. Lineage: Eukaryota; Metazoa; Chordata; Mammalia; Rodentia; Sciuridae. The record is from RefSeq and is a predicted model, not a curated record.
AACAACCAACAAUAAAAAUUAAAGGAAAAAAAUAAAUAAAUCCUUAAGGAAAGCUUCUUUGUAAGCUUCUUACACUGACAAAAGUGGUAAAUUCUCAGAAAGAGGUAAACUAAGGAAGGUACUGGAUUACUGAAGACCAGCAUUUAACCAUGAAGUUUAGGGAAUAUUUCCUGGAGGAAGUGCUUAAUUUUGCAUUUGAAAGGUAAAUAAGAAUUAGCCAUAAGAGGGAAAGGCAGGAAGGCCAUUGUGGAAUCAUGAACCAGAACUCACAAUGAUACUGUGUCUUGAUGUUGGAGAUUUAAAUUUUAAAAUUAAAAUUAGGAAAACAGUAGGUGACUCUAUAAUCCUGGGGUUGUGAAAUUUUCAAAUUGUGAUAUCAAAGACCUAAGUCAAAUGGAAAGGAAAUGACAAAUAUUUCUGAUUACAUAAAGACAAAAAAAGUUCUCUACAUAAAGAAAAAAACUACCAUAAGCAGAGCUAUGACAGUGACAACUUGGGAAAAAUGUUUGCUAAAUGUCAUAAGUCUGUAUUAAAUGUUAUUAGUAUGUAAAUAACUCUUACAACUCAGUAAGCAAUGAACAUAUCAGUUGAAUUGUAGACAAAGUGCACAGAUGGUCACAUCCCAAAAGAAAAAAUAUGCCUGGCCAAUAAACACGUUAGAAAACAGUUUAAUAUUUCUGGUAAUCUGAGACAUGCAAAUUAAAACAAUAAACUCUGUGUAUGUUUUGCCUUGAAAAGUUUUAAUUAACACUUUAAAUUACCUGUUAGCCAGUUUGCAGCAGAAGACACAUUCUCAUUUGUUCCUGGAGGGAGUAUCAAUUCAAGUAACUUUUCUAGUAUGAAGUUUAGCAUGAUAGAGCCAAAGGCCUUAAAACAAUAUACAGCCAUGUCCUUGGGUUCCACAUCCAGGGAUUCAGUCAGUUGCUGAGGGAAAAUAUACAAAGAACAUAAUUGUGUCUGUACUUAACAUAUAUAGAUGUUUUCUUGUCAUUAUCCUCUAAACAAUAUAGUAUGUAAUUAUAUAGCAUUUACAUUAUAUUAGGUAUUGUAAGUAAUCUAGGAAGAAUUUAAAUAUGCAGGAGGAUGAGCAUAGGUAAAUACUGAUAGGUAAAUACUAUUUCAUUUUGUAGAAUGGACUUGAGUAUACUUUCAUUUUGCUAUUUACAGGGAUCUUGAAGCAAAUCCCCCACAGAUACCAAGAGACAAUAGUAUUUCAUUUGAAGAACAGUAAAGUCUCCUGUGAAUGUGGACUAAGGAGAUAGUAUAGGAACUAAAAAUGUAGACCUAACUUACAUGUGCAAAAGGAAGAUAUUGGUUAGAUAAAUUGUUGCAUAUCUAUAUGAUUGAAUAAAAUGAAGCUAUCAGAAAUGAGGUCAUAGAAGCAUAUUGAUAAACAUGAAGUACAUUCAGGAUGCAGUUUGGCAUCACGCAUAAGACUGCCAUGUUGGGAAAAUAGGUGGAACCGGGAACAAAGAAGGCCUUGUUUGCUGCACAUAGGAUCCUGAGCUUUUUCUGUAGGUACUGGUAAGCCAUGGAAGGAUUUAAAAUGGCAGAUCAAAGCCAUUUUAGACAGAUCCUUGUAGCAGUGUGCCUGGAGGUUGGAGACUAGUGAAGAGAUUAUUGUAGUGGUCCUGAGGGAGAUGAUGUGGGCCCAAACAUCUGAACAUUAGGGGAAAAGAGCCUUAGGACAGAUUUUGGGCAGCCCAAGGAAUUAAUCUUUCUUUUGGAGGGUAAGGUCAUAUGUACUUGUGUUUGGGAACACCCAGAUAACUGGGUGCCCACAUAGGAGGUAGAAUAGAAGUACUGGUGCUAAAAGGACUGAGCCUGAGGAGGUUGUGGGCUAGGCUAAAUAAUACUCUUCUUUAGAUGUCACUUUAUUUACUUUUCAUUUAGUUCCUUCAUGUCCCUUCACUGCUUAACCUGGCUAACCCCACAUUGAGGAUGAUCUGUGCUUACUGGGCCCUCUUUCCAAUUACAUUUCUCCUAGUACCAGCACUUCCUUAUUUAGGUGCUAUGAAAAUUGUGAUAUGUUCAGUCUGGUGUUGGGAUAAUGAACAAGCUUAUGGGAAACUGAACAAUGAUGACAGUGAAGUCAUAUGACUGGGGACAAUAAUAGGAAGCAGGAAAAAUGAAGGCUGAGAGGUUGGGUAGGAGAGGUGAAAACCUAGAGCCAUAGCAGUUCAGAGGUGGAAGAUUAACUGAGACAGCAUCUGGUGGCUAGAUUGGGUGCUUAGGAACUAGCUGCAUUCACAGGUUUUGAGGCAGGAGAACCUCAGAGACUAUGAGGACCUUUCCUGGAGAAACUAAAGGAGUAUGGUAUUGAAUGGAACCUGUGGAAUUUUCUGGGGGAAAAUCAGCCCAAAAGACUUAAGUUUCAUAAGGAUUUAAGAAUUACAAGCACCCACAAGACCCGGGUAUGAGGCAGAUUGGCAUGAUAAUGAGCCUUCUUUUCCCGAAUGCUGAACUCUGAAACUCAUCUGCAUAAAUGUGACUUGCUGUCUUGUUCAGUUUGUAUUUGGGGAUGUCUUAUAGUGUAGAGUGUAGAUCUUGGGAACUGUCUGGUGGCAUAGGCUUGAGUCAUUGGGGUGAGUCCCUGAGCCCCAUGUGGUCAAGGGACUGGGCUAGACUCUAAAAAAUAAUAAGCCCUGGCCUGGUCUGUCAGACGUUAGGUAGAAAGGGCAUUAAACUUGAAGUUAGGAUAUAGAGGGGUAUCAUCUGAAGGUUUGUUAGAACUCUCCCUCAGUGUCUUCAUUUGUAACAUGGGGUUUAAUAAUACAGCCCUGCCUACCUACCAGGCAAUGGGGAAGUGGCAGUUCUUUGUAGGCUCCCUGCUCAUGCCCUUUAAUUCAUGGGCUGAGCUGGACAGAUUUUAGCAUGAAUAUAGAGUAGCUAGUUGGAGCUGGGAUAGGCUCAGAGUCAUGCUCAUCUUCUUGUUUGCACCUAAAAGUGCCCUCUCUUCCUACUUUAUUGUAUCUCAAGGGAUAGUUUAGUUUUCUGUCUUCUAGUCUCAAAUGCAUGCUACUAAAAUUUGGAGGUGAUUAGAAACCAACCAAGGAAGAAGGCAGGGAUAAUCAGGCAAGGGCUGGGGUACUUUGGGCUUCUAAAUUAAAAUGUUAUUUUCACAAGGCUCCGUUGGCUAAUAGUGACUAUAGAUGUGACCCUAGCAUGAUAGAGCCAAGAGGUUCAAUGUCAUAAAUUUUGAAGUUGCUAAAGGAGGUCUUAAGAUCACUGAAAAUAGAAUAUGAUGAUUUUGGGGUUCUUUUUCAGAUCCACUCUUCUAUAUCUGAUUUAAAGAUCGUAUUCUUCAUCUUGGUGAUGGGAAUAAACAGGCAAUGAAGAAAGGCCAAAGUGCUGAUUAGAAUGACUUGGGCACAUGAAAGUAACUACUGGAAACCUCAUUUAGAAUCAAGACUAGAUUAGCUGCCUCUAAAGAAGUUAGUUCUGUGACUGAUGGAGGAUAAUAGGACAACCAACUGGGUUAGAACUGGAGGCUUAUUCCCUGUAGUAUAUUUCUGGACAUCUGGCAAAGGGAAAAUGAGAACCAACCAAAUGGAGUUAUAGGGAAAUUGGUCCCCAAGAAUCUGCUUACCCACCUUACCUGUGGGUAUAGAAAAGUAAGACUUAACUGUGAGACCCAGUGUCACAUUUUUACUUCUCUAUUUAGCAUUUUGGAAGUUUCUGGGGGUAUUCCACAAGCUCAGGAAGGCUUGGCUCUUUAGAGAUUCCAGAAGUACUAAGGACCUUUCCAAGGUGGCUGAGGUCCCUGUCUCCUCAGUAUACUGUAGCUUCAGAGUGUAGCCUUUGAUGGGCCUGAUGCUGGGUAACUAUGUGCAGCCUUCAACUUGGUCCUUUGCCUAAGAUCUUCCUCCUGGCCUGUCCUCCAACUCCGGGAGCUAUCGUGGUCUUCAAGUUACAGAUGCACAUGUUGAAUGGGGCUCUUCUGGCAUUGCUUUUUCCUGUGGUAAAUACCCGGCUGCUUCCCUUUGAAUUGGAGAUUUACUACAUUCAGCAUGUCAUGCUCUACGUGGUGCCCAUCUACCUGCUUUGGAAAGGAGGUGCUUACACCCCAGAGCCCCUCAGCAGUUUCCGGUGGGCUCUUCUCUCAACUGGCCUCAUGUUCUUUUAUCACUUCAGCAUUCUACAGAUCCUCGGCCUGGUCACCGAAGUGAAUUUGAACAACAUGCUGUGUCCGGCCAUCUCAGACCCAUUCUACGGCCCCUGGUAUCGCAUCUGGGCCUCGGGACACCAGACUCUCAUGACCAUGACCCACGGGAAGCUGGUCAUCCUGUUCUCAUACAUGGCUGGGCCCUUGUGUAAAUAUCUGCUGGAUUUGCUCCGGCUUCCAGCCAAGAAAAUAGACUGAAGGUGCUUGUUUUUUCUUUUUUUUCUCCUCCCCAAGGAAGCAAGUCCUGACUUGACUUGGAGAACACCCAGUUCUUGAUGAAAUCAUGGGAGAGGGUAGUAGGAUGUUGGUGUAUUUCUUUUUUCCUCCUCUGUCCUUUUCUUCCACCACUCUUCCUUCCCCAGCUCCUCCCCCCAGGUUAGCUCCUUGCGCCUGGGGCAUGGUGUGGGCCUGGAUCUUCCCUUCUUCCUCCCCUUGGCUCUGUCUCCCUGCUCUGAGUGGCCUUAUGAGGGGAGAUGGUAGUCUGGCUCCCUUGCUCUGCUUGUUGGUGCUUUAACAACAGCUGGUUGAAGAGGCAGGGAACUACAAGCAGUAAUUCUUGCAGUAUCACAGCAGUGAGAUCAGGUUGUGUUUCAUUUCUCCACUGCCAGGGACCUCCAUGCUCAUGCUGGGAUCCCCCUUUGUCUCCAGCACAGCCCCCACUGGAAGGGGACUCAGGCCUUUUAUCUAUACCAGCAGCAAGCCCAGAGCCAAGGGAUUUCCCACAUAGUGGUCAAAAUAGAACUGGCCAGAUUCUUCCCACUGGUGUCGCAUGACUCAAAGCAGGGAGCUGCCCAGCCACUCCCUCUAGGAUGCUGCCCGGGGGAGGAGUGGAGGGCACUACCAGCCUUAGGGCAAGAUUCCGCCAAGGGGCCUAUUGAACUGUGGUGAUGGUGAAUCCACAGCAAACAGGGUGGAAAUGUACACAGUGCCAGGCAGGACCCUGUGCAAACUGCCCAUGAGAGCUGAGACCUGACCCACAUCCCAAUCAGAAGUGAGCACAGGAAUUAAGAAAUCAAUCAAUGGAAGUGGUAACUUGAGAAAACUGUGAUUUGAAUCAUUCUCCACAUUCAUGUUGAUAAUAGAUACCAUCCAAAUCUCCAGUGCCCCUUCAACUCGUUCUUGUACUCUCUUUUGGUUUCUGUGUUCUGUCUCUUAGGCAGCUUCAAGAAGAGUGAGCUGGAGUUGGGGCUUGGGGUUGUUUUACUUGUUUGUUUUUGGAUGCUUGAGUUGGGAGAACCAUUGCAUCAGGGCCUAUUUCUGGAAGGUCCUAUAGAUCCUUUUCUGGGGUUUGCAGGGUGUGGCCUCACCCUGGUUUGGGAAGCUGAAACUCCAGCCAGUGUUAUUUCCCCAGGGCCAGGUUUCUUCAGUACAGCCAGACUCUGUUGAAUUGUUCAAUGUGGGAAGUGUCACAAAUUUCCCACCCUGCCCUCUCAAAAGCCCAUGUCUAGGUCAAAAGGGACUGUCAAGGGAUAGGUCCCCAGGGGUUCAAGUGCUCCAAAAGGAAGAGCUUUUGUUGACAGACUUGCACUCAGUCGUGCGUGCACCUCAAGAAGUAGCUGCAUGGCUGCUGACACCUUGCUGACUCCUACUAGGAUCAGGUCUGCUUAAGAACAGAAAAGCAAGCUCCUGCAAGCCUCCCCUCCCUUCACCACUCUAGAUAUCCUCAUUGCUCUGGGCCAGUUCCAGUAUUUUAAGCUUUCUCAUAUUAGACCUAGAUUGUACUUCUGGCAAAGGUGGUCAUGAUUUUAGCCAAUGGACCUCUAGGAGGCAGUGCCAUGCAGGAGAAUCUCUGAAUAAGUUGAGACCCAGGGAAGCAACCCCAGGAGGGACCAUCCAUCAGAAGAUGCCUGCUGGCAAGAGCACAGAGAGCAGCAGAGGAGAACAUUGAGUGCCCAUGAGCCCCUUGUGAUCCAUAACCUUCAUUUCCUGC